GACGUUCCAAGAUGGCGGCCCCCAGGGCUUGUUUGUUUGCUUUUUUAAACCCGUGAACGAGCGCCGCAUAACUCGGGGUCUUCUGAAUGGCGCUACCUGUGACUCCGAGGCUGGGACCCCAGCUUGUGAAAUUGGCUCGGAGUUUCCAUUGCGGUACCGUGAAGCACGGCGGAAGUAAAUGGAGAAUGAAGCAUGGUCUCCCUCCAAACCCCUCCGAUUACGGCCCGACUACCAAUUUACCGGAUUGGUCUUUUGCUGAUGGCAGGCCCGCUCCUCCCAUGGUAGGCCAACUCCGACGGCAGGAAAAACACCAGGAGAUAGUGAGGCGCAUAGCCCAGCUCUCUUCCGAGCUGGACCACGGGAUGCAAAAGUGGGAAGCGAAGCGGAAAAAGCAGGAAGAAGACCAAGAGGAGAAACGACGCAAGAGACUUCAGCCCAAAGGGGACUCCCUCCAGCAGCUCCCGAAAUAAUUGCGCUUUCUCGAGCUUCCCCACAAAAAAAAAAUUCUAUAAAUGUAUGUAUAAUAAAUCUAUCUAUGUAUAAAUCUA
This is a messenger RNA of Thamnophis elegans (Western terrestrial garter snake), 548 nucleotides long. RefSeq names its product mitochondrial ribosomal protein L52 (gene MRPL52). The record is from RefSeq and is a predicted model, not a curated record. Gene Ontology annotation, biological process: mitochondrial translation. Gene Ontology annotation, cellular component: mitochondrial large ribosomal subunit. The transcript has 5 exons. Lineage: Eukaryota; Metazoa; Chordata; Lepidosauria; Squamata; Natricidae. Gene Ontology annotation, molecular function: structural constituent of ribosome. Bases 87 to 470 code for a protein of 127 amino acids.